CACCCAGUGGCCUCCCGGGAGCCGCCGCCGCCUGCUCCAGCUCGAGAGACGCGAGCUGGCGGCGGGGCGGGUCUUGAGAGACUGGAGAGGUGGGAGGGCGGGGGCGGAGUCGCCCGCCUAAACUCCCGCCCCCUGCCGCGGUCCCGGGCCCUGCCCCGCGCGGCCCUGCCCGGCUCGCCCAGCCCUGGUGUGGCGGCGGCUCAUGGCGGCGGUAGGGCCCCCGCAGCAGCAGGUGCGGAUGGCCCAGCAGCAAGUCUGGGCGGCGCUCGAAGUAGCGCUCCGGGUGCCCUGCCUCUACAUCAUCGACGCCAUCUUCAACUCCUAUUACGAUUCCAGCCAAAGCCGGCUCUGCAUCGGGCUCCAGAUCUUACUCCGGCUCUUUGGUAUAUUUGUAUCCAGUGUUGUUCUGAUCUUGUCACAGCGAUCACUUUUCAAGUUUUACAUGUACAGCUCAGCCUUUCUGUUAGCUGCAACUUCAGUGUUGAUAAAUUAUUAUGCUGCUUUGCACAUUGACUUCUAUGGUGCCUACAACACAUCAGCUUUUGGGAUUGAGCUGCUUCCUCGAAAAGGACCCUCCCUUUGGAUGGCACUCAUCGUUCUUCAGCUAACGCUAGGAAUUGGAUACAUUACACUACUACAAAUUCAUUCCAUCUAUUCACAAUUGAUUAUUUUGGAUCUCUUGGUUCCUAUAAUAGGCUUAAUCACAGAGCUGCCAUUACACAUCCGAGAAACUUUAGUUUUUACUUCUUCCUUGAUUCUUACAUUAAAUACAGUGCUUGUCUUGGCAGUGAAACUUAAGUGGUUUUAUUAUUCUACACGAUAUGUUUAUCUUUUAGUGAGGCACAUGUAUCGAAUUUAUGGAUUGCAGUUAUUAAUGGAGGACACAUGGAAGAGGAUUCGUUUCCCAGAUAUACUGAGAGUCUUUUGGCUAACGAGGAUUACAGCUCAGGCUACAGUAUUAAUAUACAUUUUAAGGAUGGCAGAUGAAACUGAUUCUUUCUUCAUUUCUUGGGAUGAUUUCUGGGACCUCACUUGCAAUCUUAUAAUUAGUGGAUGUGACUCUACACUAACUGUCCUGGGCAUGAGUGCUGUCAUUUCCUCAGUAGCCCAUUAUUUGGGCCUUGGAAUAUUGGCCUUUAUCGGAUCAACUGAAGAAGAUGACAGAAGGCUUGGCUUUGUAGCACCUGUUUUAUUUUUUAUUUUGGCUCUUCAGACUGGUUUAAGUGGGUUAAGACCAGAAGAGAGACUUAUUCGCUUAAGUAGAAACAUGUGCCUUUUGUUAACUGCAGUCCUGCAUUUCAUCCAUGGAAUGACAGACCCUGUAUUAAUGUCUCUCAGUGCCUCUCAUGUGUCAUCUUUUCGUAGACAUUUUCCUGUGCUCUUUGUCUCUGCUUGCCUGUUUAUUCUUCCUGUUGUACUUAGUUAUGUUCUUUGGCAUCACUAUGCACUAAAUACAUGGUUGUUUGCAGUUACAGCCUUUUGUGUGGAACUCUGCUUAAAAGUAAUUGUUUCUCUCACUGUUUAUACGUUAUUCAUGAUUGAUGGUUACUAUAAUGUCCUCUGGGAAAAGCUUGAUGAUUAUGUCUACUAUGUUCGUUCAACAGGUAAUAUUAUUGAAUUUAUAUUUGGAGUAGUAAUGUUUGGAAAUGGGGCUUAUACUAUGAUGUUUGAGUCAGGGAGUAAAAUUCGGGCUUGUAUGAUGUGUCUACAUGCAUACUUUAACAUCUACUUACAAGCAAAAAAUGGCUGGAAGACAUUCAUGAAUCGUAGGACGGCUGUUAAGAAAAUUAAUUCACUUCCUGAAAUAAAAGGGAGCCAUUUACGAGAAAUAGAUGAUGUGUGUGCAAUCUGCUAUCAUGAGUUUACAACAUCAGCUCGUAUCACACCAUGUAAUCAUUAUUUCCAUGCACUUUGCCUUCGGAAAUGGCUGUACAUUCAAGAUACUUGUCCGAUGUGCCAUCAAAAAGUAUACAUUGAAGAUGAGAUCAAGGAUAAUUCAAAUAUAUCUAACAACAAUGGAUUCAUUGCACCCAAUGGAAAUCCAGAGGAAGCUGGAAGAGAAGCUGCUGCUGAAUCUGACAGGGAAGUGAACGAAGAUGACAGUACAGAUUGUGAUGAUGAUGCUCAAAGAGAAAGAAAUGGAAUGAUUCAGCACACAGACGCUGCAGCUGAAGAAUUUAUUAAUGAUGAUACUGAGACUGAUUAAAAUCGCAUUUACUAAUUAUUGAGGUAUUUGUUUAAAAUUCAGUUGAUCCAAAAUGGAGUAAUAAGUUUCACUCCAAUGUGUAACCAAGCACAAAAACAGUAUCAAUGUUGAAUCUGUGAAUGGUUUUCUGUUUACUGUCAUGUGCUACUGUAAAUAUACCUCUUUAAUUACUUCUGGUCUCUUUGGUGACCUAUUGAAAUUUGUGUACAUUAUUGUACAUAGAAUAAAAUGUUUUCAUGUUUUUUUGACAAAAUUUGAACAAAUAGCUUUUUAAUAGAUGUAAUAAUACGGUGCGUCAGCUGUGCCAAAGAUUGCUCAAUGAAGACAUAACACACGUAGCUCUGGACCCUAGUUUUUCUUUAAAAUGGGUGGAAGAAUUCAAGUGCAAGUCAGAGGAAACCACAAUCAAGGAAAUGAUUUGGACUCCAGGAUAAAGGCUGUAUGUAGAGUAUUUUAAAAUUAAGGGGAAAAUAGGCUACUUGGAAGUGACUGAGACACUUUUUUGAAAUUUGAGAGUAGCAUUAGGGUUGAGCUGGGUUCGAAAACCAUGAUUCAGAGAUUGUGUAAGAGUUAGGAAGUAGGCUUAAAUCAACUAAACUUUGAUAAAGACCAGAUGUGCUAACUGUUUGAUUUUGAUGUAAAAAUAAGUAUAUUUCUUAGCCAUUGUGUGUUUGCAGCACUGACAAAAUUGUCCUUUCAGGCUUUUGAAGAGAUUACAAAAGGAAAUACUUGGUCUUCAUUGUUUUAAACAAAGACAUUAAGUAACAUAAAAGUGAAAAUCCUGACUUAAUGGAUUAAAAAUGAGGGGGAUGAUAUACAGUGAUAUAUAAUACCUCUUGAGACAAUUUCCAGAGAAUCCCUUUAUUGAAACUUCAAGUUUUACCAUGAAAUUUUACAUACAUGAUGGAAAAUGGAGGAUGCACACCAAUUACAUGUUAGGAAAAAAUAAUUUAAUGGUGUUGUUAUAUAGCGUAUUGGCUAAUUCCAGUGGAUCCUCCUCUCUUACUGCUGACAUUAUCUCCAGUAUUUGACUAAAACAAAACAAAAAUGGAUAGUUAAAUUUCCAAGUACAUGCUCUGUUUUAAAGGCAUUUAAUUGUAUUUUUUCCAUGUAAAGGAAGAUAUUACUGCCUUUAACAUAGUAAAUAAGUUUAACAGGCCAGUAUUAGGUUUUCAGCAUUAUCAACAGCAAAGUUUAACUGCUAGGAUAUUUAAAAUGGAGUAAUCGGAGACACAUUUCUGGGCAGUCUUGCUUAUAACUAGAGCCAAGAACCAAGUUCAAAUAAAUUACAAAAGCAGCCCAUAUUACGUGUACCACAAUUUUGGAAUUAAAACUCAGUGGACAUAAAGAGUUCUUAUAAACUGUAGGUCAUUAUAUAUUCAUUAGUGGGUCAGGAUAUGUUUUACAAAAUUGAAAGUACAGUGCACUUGGAAAGUACUGUUUCAUUUUUGUUUCCACUUUAUUUAUAUAUGUAUGUGUGUACUAAGUCACAGUGUAGGUCUUAACUAUGGGGACAGCAGUUUGAAAAACACUGCUUAGAGAACUAACUAGUCCUAAAAGUCAGCAAGAAAUUGCUGCAUGAUCACUAGCACAAUGACAGCAAAAAAGUUAUCUACUUGGAACAACGUAUGGUUAUUGGGGAGAGUGGGGGGGCACUUUCUCUUCCUGUGCUUUGUCUGCCUAGAAUAAUAAUCAUCAAUAGUACUGUCUAGCAAUAUUAAAUACAGAAUAUUUUAAAAACAUUACUUAGAAAGUUCUAAAGUCAAAAUUAAAUAUCUAAAUACUACUUGUCUUAAGCUUUUUGUUUUCUUUAUGGGUUUUAUAUAUGAACACUUACAGGAAAAUUAGGGACAGAUUAGAAAUUAACUGGAACUUUUCUAUAAUGAUAGUAACACAAAACCUUGCUUAAUGAUUAUACUAAAUGGACUAAAUUUGUGUUCUCUGACCAUCACAACAUGCUAAAAGCAAAUCUAUUAACAUUUAAGUUGACACUAAAGACCCAGUUUUCUUAGUGAACUACAGAAGUCUUCCUCUGUUUACUACUCGGAAUUGGAAGUUACAUGCGUAAUACUUGUGAAAUCAAUAUGAUGAUUCCUGUCACCUAUCUCCUUUCCAGUCCCUUCUCCACACUGAUGCUGGUUAACAGCUUUUAAGAACUGCCACUUUUCUGCUUAAAAUCCUUUGGGUCCUAAUAAAAUCUAAACUUCUAAAGUUGGCAUACAAAAGUACUCACAAUCUGGCGUCACUGUACCUUCAGACUUACCACUCUUACAAUGCAUCCUACUUUACGUCACACUGAACUCGUUGUUGCCCUUGCAUCCUACUUUCUGUGACACUAAACUCAACACCAAGUCUUUCUGCAGUCUGCCUUUGCUCAAGGUAUUUGUUUUGGUCUGGCAUAAAUACCGGUUAUACUUAGUAAACAGGUGAACUAUCAGCUUAGGUAAGCUCUCUCCCCUCAAGGCAGGCAGUUGCCAUGUUUUAUGGUCCUAGUCAUAUGUUGAUACCUCUAUAACUGCAUUAGCAUUUUGGAUUAUACUUUUUAUCUGCUUAUUCCAGGAGGGCAGGGGUCCUUGUCUGACUUGUUUAAUCCUUUAUCUGAAAUAUCUGGUACAAUGUACCUACUCCUCUGGUAAAGGGAUGAGGGCAGGGCCUGACUUGAUUCUUCUGUAUAGCUUUGGUAACUCGUACCUUUCCUGACAUAUGGCAAGAGCUCCAAAAUGUGUUUCAUACCAUUUAUAGUCUAAAAGAAAGGAAAGAUCUGUAUACAAAUAAUUAAAAUGUAAAACUGACCAGAUGGAGUAAAAAUGAUUUGUAAGUAAGAAUUAACUAGUUAAUUAGUAAUUAUCAUUAGAUGAAAGGUAUAGUUUGCCAAUAAUUAUUUUCCCAAGUUUUACUCUACUCAGAACUGGUAUUUCUUCUUGGUUCUUAAUAGUUUGCAUUCAGAAACAAAAUUAAAAUUUUGUCUUGCGAAUGUGUAGCUAUAACUUUAUAAGAAUAUGGCAGUACAGAAAACUGAUUUGGAUACUUUCUCUAAGCUAGCUGCUGGAAAAAUGCCAGUUUUUUGUCUGGAGUGCCCUUUCAUGUCUCCUAAGAAUUAAUCCGAAAUAUUGUCUCUUUUAUUUCAUAAAAAUUACAAGUGGUUCUUUACUAACCAGAACUUAAGGAUAUUCCACACCCUAUGGGUUUUAAAACAUCGAGUUUUAAAGUCUUUGCCAACACCAGCACUUGCAUAAAGCGAAAUCUUCUCAAUAUAUUUUUACAGAAAAAUUCUUUACUUUUUUGUCUGCUGAUUUUAGAUGUGGCUUACCUAAUACUUUACUUGUUAAAAACUAGUUUUAAAAAAAGAUGGUGCAUGUGGAAGGAAUUAUUACAAUCUAAAAGUAACAGUUCAAUAUUAAUUUUUAUGAAUGUGUUAUAAAUAUGUCCAGUUGCCUGAAUUGGUAAAACAUACUAGAUUGAUAGUCUAGAUUUAAAUUACCUGCUUGUACAAACCAAAGAAAUUGGAUGAUAUGCCUAUUAAAAUGAUGUAACAAAGUUUUCCUAUAAGUUACAGUAUGUUCUACACCUACUUGACAGUUAGAUGGGUAACAGCUCUAAGACUUUUCAAAAUGUGAUUACAUGUUACAAUCAAAAAAUGAUUCUGAAUUAAUUUUUUAAUUCUGUAAAGUUUGCCUUUUUUUUUUUGGUUGGAAAAAGUAAAUCCUCUAUAAAAUUUCUCCUUUGCUGCAGAAGCUUAAAGAAACAUGUUAUUUCUUAUAUUUAUUCUGGUUGUCAAAUCAUUUAAAAUACAAUACCAAUAAAAAGGUCUCCUACUGGGUAA
Messenger RNA from Manis javanica (Malayan pangolin), 6029 nucleotides. RefSeq names its product ring finger protein 139 (gene RNF139). Gene Ontology annotation, molecular function: ubiquitin protein ligase activity; zinc ion binding. Lineage: Eukaryota; Metazoa; Chordata; Mammalia; Pholidota; Manidae. Gene Ontology annotation, cellular component: Derlin-1 retrotranslocation complex; endomembrane system. Gene Ontology annotation, biological process: ERAD pathway; proteasome-mediated ubiquitin-dependent protein catabolic process. The record is from RefSeq and is a predicted model, not a curated record.